CCCAAAUUAACGAUGCUAGAGAAAAUAGACAAUGUCUAGGUGUUCAGCAAGUUUCAUUUGCUCAUGCCUUUCUUUACACAAUACCUUGGCCUAACAUGAAAGCCUUUCGUCUCCUCGGCCCCGACAAAGGCCUUGUCUUCCGAGACGUCCCAAUCCCCUCUCUGGGCCCUAAACAGGUCCUUAUCCGCGUCAAAGCCGCCGGGCUCUGCCACUCCGACACCCAUGUCCUCCACGGCGUCUCCGAUAUCAUUACCGAGCUAGGCGACUCUUCAACCACAUCAUUCAAAGUCGGCGACCGGGUUGCCGUAUCCUGCGUGGGCCAUCCGUUCCAAGAGAGAAAUUUUGAGGAGGCACUCGGCGUCGGCUGCGACGGCAGGUACGCUGAAUAUGCACUUGCACCAGGCAAAAAUGUUGUCAAGAUACCAGGUCAGGUUGACUUCGCUGAAGCUGCUGUAGCUACCGACUCCGUUGCAACUGCCUACCACGCCAUCGUCGCUGAGGGUAGGGUAUGCGAAUCGCACAUGGUUGGUGUUAUUGGUCUAGAUGGUCUAGGGUUGAACGGGCUGGCGAUUGUGGCACACCGUGGUGCCAGGGUUUUUGGAGUCGAUAUCAACGUGGACAAGUUUGAACAGGCCGAGGAAUACGGCGCUAUAGCCUGUGCCACGGAUUAGUAGACUUUGCAGGAACCCAGAAGACGGUUGAGGCUGCGAUAUCCUCAGUGAGGCCGCGAUUGUUACGUAGAAUGUCUCGCUCAAAGGCUCAACGAGCGCCAGCAUUCAAGAGUUCAGAGAGGUUCUGGACUUGAU
This is a messenger RNA of Colletotrichum godetiae, 806 nucleotides long. RefSeq names its product chaperonin 10-like protein. The transcript has 4 exons. Bases 96 to 671 code for a protein of 191 amino acids. The record is from RefSeq and is a predicted model, not a curated record. NCBI's taxonomy places the organism in Eukaryota, Fungi, Ascomycota, Sordariomycetes, Glomerellales, Glomerellaceae.